Molecule: messenger RNA, 2291 nt
Organism: Daphnia carinata
Lineage: Eukaryota; Metazoa; Arthropoda; Branchiopoda; Diplostraca; Daphniidae
Product: disks large-associated protein 5-like
Exons: 7
Coding region: 129-1997 (622 amino acids)
Biological process (GO): signaling; chromosome segregation; centrosome localization
Cellular component (GO): nucleus; cytoplasm; spindle pole centrosome
Molecular function (GO): microtubule binding
Source: RefSeq, a predicted model, not a curated record
UCAACUAUCUGAAGCAACCGACUCUUUGCUGUUGAACAUUUUAUUUGUUGUCGUUAGAAAACUAUUCAUCCGUCGUUCAGGCAAAAUAUUUACGAAAGUCGUGCCAUCGACAUUAAGUUCUAGCCAUCAUGAAUCGAAAUGGACUUUACAAAAUGUCGGGUCUAAGAUGUGCAAAUUCUGCUAAAGCCCGAGCCCAAAGAAUAGAUGAACAAAAUGGGAAUCGUCGUACAGCCCGGCAAGCGAAGAAUGAUGCUAAAAGAGGUCUUGUGGAAAUUGACCCAAACGUUUUGAAUGCCAGCCAAAAGAAUUCCAAUGUGACUGCUGAGUUAACCCAUCAACAAAAAUUGCAAGAGAGGUUAGCUAGGCUACAAAUAUGGCGUCAGGAGAAAAUAGCAGCUGAAGAAAAAGCAAAGGCAACCAAAAAAGCACCCUUUUUAGUGCCAGGUGUUUCAAAAGUUAAUAAAGCCAUGGUUGAAACAAUUCCUUCGACAAGCAUAAAAGUGGCUAACACAAGAGUCACUCGAUCACAGACCAAAAAACCUGUGGAACCAGUAAAACAAUGGACUAUCACGUCAAAUAAUUCUUUACCAGGAAAAAAACAACCAAAUAAUGAAAAGAAAGAAAAUGAAGCACCAAACAAUGAAAAAUCAUUUGCUCCAAAAGGAUUUGUUUUUACUGCACCCAAAGAAAUAUCAGUGAAAGCUAUGGAGAUUCAAGAUGCAAUUAAUGUGCAAAAUAAGGAUACUUGCUCUAAAUCUGGAACACCACAAAGGACAAUGUCCUCUGGUGCUGAAAAUGAAGACAUCAGAAUCUCACCACUUGUGGUUAACCACCCUUGGAUUUCUACUACAAGAGGUUCCUCAUCCAAGAAACAACGAAUGAGCCUGGAAAUAUUUUCAAACCAAGAGCCUCUGUCUUCUCCAAUCCUGAAGAAGAGAUCUACCAGCGAAAGAAAGUCUGUGGUGGAACUUAGCAACCCGGAUGCCGUAAAGUUUCGAGCCCUUAUGGCUAGUGAAGGAACCCGUCUGACAGAUCUUUGCAAUAGCUAUGAACAACUCCUGACAAGUGGUGAUAUUCCUGAAGAGGAAACCGGCUCGGUUCGCACCGUUAUUGGUCAAGCACAUCUUCUUCAACGAGAGCGAUUUACACAAUUCGCAGGCCUCGUUAAUCAGUUUGAAAAUAAAACGGGCGAAAAAGAAAUCACAGCAUCCGAUUUAGAAGGAUUUUGGGAAAUGAUUUAUCUGCAGGUUUCAGAUGUCGAUAAAAAAUUUGAAGAAUUGGAAAAACUGAAGGAGAGUGGUUGGGUACGUACUGAGGAUGUUCCAGAACAGAACAAAAAGCUUAAAGUUACCACUAAAAAGAAAGCUCCCGUUGCUCGCCCAGCCAAAUCGAAUAUGCGGGCUCUUAUCGCUGCGGCCCGCAAAAAACAACUAGCAGAGAAAAGCUGUGGAUCGCCUUCUAUUAAAAGAAGAAGUUCUCUUCUCAUGUCUCCCGCAAGAACCCCGGGAAAACGGCAAUCCCUGAGACGAUCUGUUUUACUAAAUUCUGCCAAAAAACCUGUAUUCAUCGUAACAGGCAUCGCACCUUCUGAUGUAGAAGAACCAGCCAAGGAAAAUGAUGCAGUAGCCGUAAACGUCACUCCGGGCCGAAAAAAGACCUACAGCCGACAAACAGAACAGGGCAUUGAUUCCGUUAGCUCCGAAGAACGUUUGUCAGUUGAAUUUGAUACUUUGAAAAACGACCCAGAAUCGGCUGACUGUGUAACGCCCCUCAGAGUUUUCCGUUCUCCCCGUGAAAUCAAACCUUCAAAUGUUCAACUGCAAACCGGAAACGACGCACCUGAAGUAGAAGAAAACGUUUUUUGUAGCCCACGUCGAAGCACUAGAAUUCGCGGCCUCAAUAACAGCAAAAUCGUCCCUAUGGGGCGGGCAAGCCUCCUUCCAACUAACUAUCUUUCGCCCGUUACGCCGAGUGAGAAUUUAAUCUCAUUUGAUUGAAGCAAUGAAGGUUUAAGCGCUCAAACACCAAGGUAUGUGCCAAUACCAUCCGUAUGUGUUUCCCUUCUUAAAAUUGUUUUUGCCACAUGUGCUUGUCUUUUUUUCUUCCACGUAAAACGAAUUGCGUUUCUUAUCAACUAUGUUGAUCUUCCAAUCAAAGUAAAGUGUGAAAAUAACUGGACCAGCAAUAAAGUAAAUACCUAUGUAAUCAUGUCGUCCUUGAGAUAAGCCGUGUUUGAAAACAACAUUCCUUGUUAGUGAUUUCGUUUCAAUAAACACAGCAUGCAACAGGUA